GAAGAAGAAGAAGAAAAAGACAGUGAAGAAGAAGUAAACCCCGCGAUACACACGCGAGGAUAAUGUAAAAAAUAUUUAAAAUUCAUAGUAGUUCUUCCACAUGAAACGUGAUAAUAUAAAUCGUUUGAUUUUCAUAGUUUAUUUAAAAUUAUGUCUUAAAACAAUGCCUUCCCGGAAGUAGCCGUUCGCGUGAUAAUAAGUUCAAAUGUUUCACUCAGUCUAAGCUAGUUUCGUUGAGUUCAAAGAAAGUCCAAGAAAAACAAAAAUGGAUGAAACAGCGAUGGAAUCUGAAUCAGCCGAACAUUUGGGAUCAGCUCCACAACACGGGAUCUCUGCAGCGUGGGAUACUGUCACGGCUGCUCUGGUGUCUCCUGGCUGCUCGGCGACGGAGCAGAGUCUCUCUGACUCGCUGGCCCUGCUGUCCAAACAGGGUCUGGGUCAGCUGCUGGGAAGCUGGCUGCUGGAGACUUUACAGAUGCGUCUGUCCUCCUCUGUGGUUCCCGAGUUCUGGUGUGGACUCAAACAGCCCGAGAACGAGCUGGAGGAGAGAGGCAGGGCCUGGGUUCUCCUCACGGCAUUUAGGACCCUGUUAGGGCAGCUUGAACCGUUCCUCAGUGGUUUGGAGAGGCUCGGAACGUGGCAGGAUGAGGGACUGGGCAGUCUCUGCGGCACGGGGUCCAAGGGCCUCCAGGAGCGGGCCUUCACCAUCAUCAGGGCUCUCCUCCUCUUCUCCCCUUCUCCGGUCCUUCAGGAGCGAGUGCUGGAGUUUUACAGCCGGACCUUCACCGUCUACAUGAACCAGGCGGGCGAGUCUGAGGACGGGGCCGAGGUACCCGACGCCCCUGAAGGUGGAGGCGUCUGCCGGGGCUGCGGGGUCCUGACCCAGGAGUGCUGGUGUCAGGAGGCCCUGGACCAGCUGCAUGAGCUCAGCCACAUACUUUCCAAACUCCAGCUGCUGGAGUGGGUCAGCUCCGAGGCCGUCACCUCCAUCCUCCACAAGCUCAUCGAGCAGCGGAUGGAGCAGCACUGCAGGGGCGAGUACGAGCGCUCCUUCCUGCUGGAGUUCCAGGAGUGGCUCGAGCUGGUGUUGGGUUGGCUGAGCAAAGUGUUUGUGAGCGAGGCGGAUGGAGACGGUCUGACCUCCACUCCCACCGCUCCCACCACUCCCACCACCGCACCAAGUGUUCCCAGUGCUCCCAGUGUUCAGGCCGGCCAGUCCGGCAGCUCCAUCCUGAAGCAGUGGAGGUGCCACAUGCACCAGUUCUUCUGCAGGAUCUACGUCAACAUGAGGAUAGAGGAGCUCUUCAGUAUCAUCAGAGAUUUCCCAGAAUCUAAAGCUGCCAUCGAAGAUCUGAAGUUCUGUCUGGAGAGAACAAACCAGAGACAGCAGCUCCUCACCUCCCUGAAGUCUGCGUUUGAGAGUCGUCUGCUGCACCCGGGAGUUCACACGUCUGACAUCCUCACAGUUUACAUCUCGGCCAUCAAAGCCCUCCGAGAGCUCGACCCGUCCAUGGUCAUCCUGCAGGUCGCCUGCCAGCCAAUCCGCAAGUACCUCAGGACCCGGGAGGACACGGUGAGGCAGAUCGUAGCCGGUCUGACCGGAGACGCCGAGGGCUGCACAGAUUUGGCGUCGGAGCUGUCCAGAGGAGACCCGGUGACUCUGGAGAUGCAGGACAGCGACGAAGAGGGAAACGACCCCGAGGACUGGACUCCGGACCCGACCGACGCCGUCCCUGAUAAGAUGGGCUCCAAACGCCGCUCGUCCGACAUCAUCAGCCUGCUGGUCAGUAUCUACGGCAGUAAAGGAAUCUUUAUAGACGAGUACAGAGCCGUGCUGGCUGACCGACUGCUGCACCAACUCAACUACAACACUGCCAGGGAGAUUCGAAACGUGGAGCUGCUGAAGCUGCGGUUUGGAGAGUCUCAUAUGCAUUACUGCGAGGUCAUGUUGAAGGACAUGGCGGACUCUCGGAGGAUCAACAGUAACAUCCGGGAGGAGGAGUCGAGGCUGAGCGAGGAGGAGCAGCCGCAGCUCUCCCUGUCGGCCAUCAUCCUCUCCUCGGAGUUCUGGCCGCCGCUGAAGGAGGACAAGCUGGAGCUCCCGCCGCCCGUCUGCCAGAGCAUGGAGGCCUACACACACCGCUACGAGAAACUAAAGGCCAUGAGGACGCUGAGCUGGAAGCCUCGCCUGGGCUCGGUCACUCUGGACGUGGAGCUGGAGGACCGCACUCUCACCAACCUCACCGUCUCCCCGAUCCACGCCGCCAUCAUCCUGCACUUCCAGGAAAAAAGUUCUUGGACUCUGGAGGAGCUGAGCGUGAAGCUGGGCGCCCCGAAGGACCUGGUGCACAGGAAGCUGGCUCUGUGGCAGCAGCACGGCGUCCUGCGGGAGGAGACGGGGGGGCGCUACUACGUGGUGGAGACGGGUUCGUCCAAAGAGAAGAUCGAUCGAGGCGUGAUGCUGAUCGACAGCGACGAGGAGCGGGACUCGAACACCACCACCCAGUCGGAGCAGAGGGAGGAGAAGCUGCAGUUGUUCUGGGCCUACAUCCAGGCCAUGCUGACCAACCUGGACACCAUGACGCUGGACCGCAUCCACUCCAUGCUGCGGAUGUUCGUCGCCACGGGACCCGUCGUCACGGAGAUGGACAUCAACGAGCUGGAGGCUUUUCUGCAGAGGAAGGUCAGGGAGCAUCAGCUGCUGGCCUCCGCAGGCGUCUACAGACUCCCCAAAUCCACCUGACGGGAGGAGGGAACGCAAAGCAAGGAGGCAAGGAGGACAAAAGAGUGUGACGCUGCAUUCAAGUGCUGCAGGAAAAAUAGGACAAUGCACUUCUCCCUCGGCUUUUGGGACAACAGAGAGUGCUCAUUUUAAUCGAUGAGUAAAUGAGUUUGUUUUUCAGACAGAAUGUGUUCUUUGGAUUCAUUGGAACUUAGAAGAACUUUAAACGCAGCAGUGUUUUAUGAAGACUGAUCCUCUGAAAGGUCUUCUAAUAAAAGAAGAACUUCCA
Molecule: messenger RNA, 3011 nt
Organism: Labrus mixtus (cuckoo wrasse)
Lineage: Eukaryota; Metazoa; Chordata; Actinopteri; Labriformes; Labridae
Gene: anapc2
Product: anaphase promoting complex subunit 2
Exons: 14
Coding region: 266-2743 (825 amino acids)
Biological process (GO): ubiquitin-dependent protein catabolic process
Cellular component (GO): anaphase-promoting complex
Molecular function (GO): ubiquitin protein ligase binding
Source: RefSeq, a predicted model, not a curated record